Molecule: messenger RNA, 776 nt
Organism: Zymoseptoria tritici IPO323
Lineage: Eukaryota; Fungi; Ascomycota; Dothideomycetes; Mycosphaerellales; Mycosphaerellaceae
Exons: 3
Coding region: 20-532 (170 amino acids)
Biological process (GO): protein lipoylation; glycine decarboxylation via glycine cleavage system
Cellular component (GO): mitochondrion; cytoplasm; glycine cleavage complex
Source: RefSeq, a predicted model, not a curated record
ACCUCCCUUGGUCAGCCGCAUGUUCGCUCGCUCUGUCGCCUCUUCGACGUUCACCAAGUGCAGUCGGCCGCAGUACUUGCGCCUCCGAGCUCAGAAGCCUGCGUUCGCGCCAGCCGUUCGGAGCUUCACCGCAAGCGCGAAAGCGUGGGAGAAGCGUUACACUGAGGAUCACGAGUGGGUGGAGUUGGGCGAGGACGGCACAACUGCCACGAUUGGAAUCUCCGAAUACGCCGCGAAAGCCCUAGGAGAUGUUGUCUUCGUCGAGCUUCCGACUGCCGAUCUUGAAGUCACAGCAGGGUCCUCUAUCGGAGCCGUCGAGUCUGUCAAAUCCGCCUCCGAUAUCAUGUCGCCCGUGAGCGGAGUCGUCCUCGAGGCCAACAGCGUGUUGGAGGACAAGCCUGCAACGAUCAACAAGAGCCCGGAGGCGGACGGCUGGUUGGCGAAGAUCAAGGUGUCCGCGGCCGACGAGAUCAGUGCUCUGAUGGACGGCGAGGCAUACAAGAAGUUCACGGAGGAGGCUGAUGAUCACUGAGCUACACCUUUGGAGGAUCGGAAAUGGAAAGGAGAGCGAUGUUACACUCAACGUGUCUACUUAAAUGGAGGAUGUACGCAUCGGCGGGCGAAGAAUGUGAUGAAAGGAUGCAACCCUGCCAACUGCAAUUAGAAGGAUGGAUUCAGGUUGGGCUCCUCAUCUGCUCCGUAAGUGAUACGCUGAAGCAGACAACCAGUUCUCGCGGUACUCUCGAUAAUUGAACAGCGCGUUCGAGCGCCCCUGA